CUGAAACUACAGGCAUUCCAUCGUUGAUGUUGUAUAUGAUGCUGCGCUGAUUCCUGUGUCGGUCUAGGAACUGCAGACAACAUACUUCGAUGACUGUACUAUAGUCUGCUUAGGCAGUGUGUUAGCCAUGCUUCAAGGGUGAAAAUCGUUCUGGGAUCUACUAAUCUUCUAUAUAACACGAUGUUCCAUAGGUCACAAACGGACUCAAUGUAACGCCAUACGGCCGCACCAGAAAACUUUACAGCACUGUUUUUGAACAUAAGUUGAGGAUUUUCGAGGAUUACCAUAUCAUUGGUGCCAUACAAGAGCCGGAUAGGACUAACUCUGGGAGAGGUUAUCACUGUAUUAGUCGAGUGUGCAUCCUAAUCUGGGCGGGAACGAGGACAGAUUAUUCCAAUCAUGGCUGUGUGGUCCCUACACCCUUGCGUAUAGCUACGAAACCUUUACACAGAUUGAUCCAUACUAAACAAACAGCAGGAUUUGCAGGGAAGCAGUCGUCACGGUGACGGUGACAUUACGUCUCCCAGAAUUCCUCUUGAAUCAUUAAUAUUAAAAGAGGAGAGUUUCACAUCCUGCACUGGACUUGCCGGAGUAAGUGGAGCACAGUAGUGUCGCAUUGUGACAAUGGCAGAGUCGUCAUCAGUUACAGAACACACUCAGGCUCUCACCUUGCAAGGAUCUUGCCCAGCUGACAACGGCGAAUACGUCAAUGGUGUGACAUUUCCUGACAAAAUGGCAGACGAUGUACCCUUGCAGGGUGUUACCAAGGAGACGAGAAAUGGUGAUGUACACAAGCAUGAGGCAGUAGGUGGCUUUGUGUUGGAUUUUGAUAAAAAAGCUGAUGAUGGGAUUUACCCUACUGAUGAUCAGAAAGUCCCAUCAGCAUUCUGUGAUGAGGAUACUUUCAUGGGUGAUGCCCCCAGUGAUCCGGUCCCGAGGGAACCAGAGAUUCCUCUAGGAAGUGAUGCCACCUCCUUUCCACAACAAUGUGAGGAUUUUGUCGGUUCUAAUAUUGAUGAUUCAUUCUCACCUUUUAAUUCAGAAAUGAGUUCCUAUUCCCAAACAGGAAGUCAUGAGUCAUUCCCAGCCUUUGGGGGUGAGCGGGAGAUGGACCAAACCCCUGAAGCUCUUCCUGACCCUGUGCCCCCCAUGGGCCAUGAAAAUGUACUUAUAGAUUUCUGUCAGGACAGCGAUCAGCCUACUGAUGUAAAAUGUGAUAAUACAAAUCCUUUUGUUGACUUGUCACCAGGGGUAUUGCACCCAUCUGACCCUUACAUUGGUGUUGAGCCCAAUAAUGGGAACAACAAGGACACUGAACAAAUUGUACAGUCUCCACUUCGGCCUGAUGCUCCCGAGUUCUCUCCACAAGGACACAGCAAUGCUGAAUUUUCACCGCUGAGGCAUGAUGCUCCUGAGUUUCUACCACGCGAGCCUCAGCAGGCUGCAGUAUUUGAUCAGAGCCCACAUUCAGGCGGUUUUGAUGAUAUUGAAAGAAAUAGUCUUUCUCAAAGUGACACUUUCGACAAACCAAAUGAACAAGUGCAGGAUGUGAUAGACACUUUUGAUAAAUGCAAAGAGAAUGUGCCUGUGCCUAUUGAGGAACAGAGUGUACCUGCCAUCAACAUCACAUCUGACCAGGGUGAGGAUGAUGAAGAAUAUUCUGGUGAAGAGGAUUACUCAGAAAGUGAAUCUAAUUCACAAGCUGAGAACGAUGAAAUUAUAGAGGAUGACUACACAGAUUCGGAGGACACUGAAAACAUUCAAGAUUCUGACGAUGUGUCAGGGGGACCUGGUGAGGUAGCAGGAAGACCUGUGCUUGGUGAUGGUAUUGUACACCCUGCAUUUGAUCAGGGUUCUGUAAAGCCAGCAUUUAGUGAGAACGAAUUUCAGUUUCAGCAGCAGGGUUUGGCUGGUGUCAUGUCUGCUGGACAUGUAGAGCUCAUGCCAAGUGUGGGUGCCGAGCCACCCGUGGUUGAAGGUAUCACAGAACAUGGAAAAGGGGAGCAGGUAAAUGAGAUGGGUAGCAGUCAGAUAGACAUGGCACAGGACUCGACAGAACAGCAACAGGUGGGUACCGAAGAUUUCCAGAGGGAUACUAUCUGCAAAAGUGAAACAUUCACUAUCGAAUCUGACUCUGACAUGGAGGAGAGAUCCAUCACACCAGAACAGGACAGCAUGAAGGCUGCUAGAAGUAAGCCUAUGUCUGGUCAGGAGGACAGCCAAUCUGCACAGGCACAUGGUGGGGCAUCUCCACCAUUUAAUUAUAGCCAGAUGGAUCCAUCAUUAAACCAACAAAACAUAAAACCUGCAUUCAAUCAGGGGCAAAUUGAACCUGCAUUCAAUCAGGGGCAAGUAGAACCUGCAUUCAACCAGGGUCAAAUGGAACCUGCAUUCAACCAGGGUCAAAUGGAACUUGCAUUCAGCCAGGGUCAAAUGGAACCUGCAUUCAGCCAGGAGAAAAUGGAACCUGCAUUCAAUCAGGGGCAAAUUGAACCUGCAUUCAACAAGGGGCAAAUGGAACCUGCAAUCAAUCAGGGGCAAGUAGAACCUGCAUUCAACCAGGGUCAAAUGGAACCUGCAUUCAGCCAGGGUCAAAUGGAACCUGCAUUCAGCCAGGAGCAAAUGGAACCUGCAUUCAAUCAGGGGCAAAUUGAACCUGCAUUCAACCAGGGUCAAAUGGAACCUGCAUUCAGCCAGGAGCAAAUGGAACCUGCAUUCAAUCAGGGGCAAAUUGAACCUGCAAUCAAUCAGGGGCAAGUAGAACCUGCAAUCAACCAGGGGCAAAUGGACCCUGCAUUCAAUCAGGGGCAAGUAGAACCUGCAUUCAACAAGGGGCAAAUGGAACCUGCAAUCAAUCAGGGGCAAGUAGAACCUGCAAUCAAUCAGGGGCAAAUGGACCCUGCAUUCAAUCAGGGGCAAGUAGAACCUGCAUUCAACAUGGGGCAAAUGGAACCUGCAUUCAACCAGGAGCAAAUGGACCCAGCAUUCAACCAGGAGCAAAUGGACCCUGCAUUCAAUCAGGGGCAAGUAGAACCUGCAUUCAAUCAGGGGCAAGUAGAACCUGCAUUCAAUAAGGGGCAAAUGGAACCUGCAUUCAACCAGGAGCAAAUGGACUCUGCAUUCAAUCAGGGGCAAGUGGAACCUGCAUUCAAUAAGGGGCAAAUGGAACCUUCAUUCAACCAGGGGCAAGUAGAACCUGCAUUCAACCAGGGGCAAAUUGAACCUAUAAAAAAACAGAUGCAAAAUGAACAAAAGGUGCUUGCAUCAAACUCAGAAACAGGUAAUGUAGGAUUUUGUGGAGAUGAUGAUAUGUUCACUAACCAACCAGCGUUACAACAAGAACCUGAUAAUAAACAGCAGGUAGUAUCUCAGGAUGAACAGCAAACAGAUUUUCAAAAUGAUAUGAUGCCAAGUGAAGGUUUCACAGAAGAUCCCAUGUUUCCCCUAGAGGACACAUCCAAAAUGGAGCUUUCUCCAAACAAACACCACGAACAGCCAGACUGCAGAGAAGAUGUUGUAACUCCGAGAGAAGUACUGUUGGAGGACACAUCAGAACAGAAAUACCAGAUGGAAAAAUCUGGUGUUGAACAUGACCAAACUGUACCCCUGAUGUCUCCCUGUCAACAACUGGAAGAUGCUGGCUUCUCACAGGUAUUUAGUCAGGUGGUAGAUGAUUCUUUUAUGGAUAAUGAAAAUACACAGACAAACACAGAGACCCUUGGUGAACCAAACACACAGACGCAUGCUUACGAAGAUGAGGAAGGUGAUGGUGAUGAGGACAGAGAUGAGGACAUGCAUCCAGAUGACCAGUACUCAUCAUCAUCAGGAGAGGAAGAGGAAGGGGCAGUGUCCCAGCAACCAAAACAGCAAGAUGCUGCGCAACUUAUGUCAUCCAAGGAAAGACUUGUUUAUCAACAAGAAGAAAAAACAUCUUCAGAAGAAAGGUCGGCUUCCUUACAACAACAAAAGCUCACAUCAGAAGAGAGGUCCCUGUCUCCAGAAGAAUGUGAUAGGAAUGAAAACCCAGAGAGCAACUUUAUGGAGAAAAGUUCACUCUUAUCUGAAUCACAGGACAAACUUGCAUCAGAGGAAAGAUCUCUAUCUCCUGAAUGUCAUCCUUCAAAUGACCAAAAGAAGAUCGAGGAACAACGAAAAUAUGAAGAACAAAAUGCACCUCAAUCCUUUGAAAAGGAAACUCCUCCAUUUGUACAUGAGAUGGUACCAGGGGAAAUAGACCAGUCUACUAUUGAUGAAACCUAUGGGGUGGCUCCUGCAACUUUUGAAGCUUCAGAGCUCGAGAGGAUAUCAAGUCAUGACCAGGCUCCGAGUCCUGCUACAGUGGACACAGACAGGGAUGCUCAUACCUCUGGGAGAAAUAGUGAGGACUUUGAAUAUGAACAAGGGGAGGACAGCUUGACUGCUGAGGGAGGCAGUGACUCUGAUCAGGAUCUGCCUAAACAUUCUGAUGAGGAUGUGGAUGUUCAACCAAAUAUCACAGAUGACAGCCUCGCUGAUCAGCCUGUUCACAGAGAAACUAUUCUUAAAGAAAUCAAUGAGGAACAAGAGAGAUUAGAAGCUGGAAGAGAUAUGAAGGAAUCUGGUAUGGGGGAGUCAAUCAUCACAGCAGACUCACAGGAAACUGAUGACCAGUCACCAUCAGAAAUCCCCAGACAGAUGCUGGAGGAUUACGGUGACACAGAAAGAUCUUUGACCUCAAGUAUGGAAUGUCAAACAUACGAGGACGAUGCUGGGGUAUCCCCUGUCGAGAUGGCUGCCUCCCUGAUGGAGGGCUCAAUGGUGCUAAAGGAGGGAGAGACGAACAUUGAUGGAUCAUCUCUCUCUCAAUCUGUGCCCACAGAAUCAGCAUUAGAGGAGUACUCAAAGGACAGAAUGGAGGAUGAAGAAAUUGAGAAUAUUAAACAACAACUUUCAUCUGAGGUUUUAGAGGUUGAACCUAAAUCAGCACAUCUUGAUCCACAGUUAAGAGUUACUGAGGAUAUCAGUGUUAGGGAGGAUGUUCAGGAGGUUCAUGCUGCUGAAGAGGAAGUUGUCUCUCCUGCUCCAAUAGCUGAAACUCCAGUGCAACCUACUGCAGAUCAGCAGGUAGUUGUACAAAAAUUUACCACUGCUGUCCAACAUGCUUCUACUCCUGAAACGGGGACUGAGAAAACUGAUGUGAAACAAGACAAACUUGCUGACAAGAUGGAAGGUGCUCCUACGAAAAAUGUUGUGAAGAAAAUCAAUGAACCUGCUGAAAAGAAGUCACAAGUUACAGAAAAAAUUGACAGAAAAGAGGCAAAACAAAGGAAACAGGAAAAACCUAUUACAAAAACACCCCAGAAACCAUUGAGAAAACCAAAGCAAAGAACACCACCUAAAUCUGAUGAAUCUAAGAUUCCUUCCCCAACCAAGACAGAGGGAGGCAUAACCAAAUCAACAACACGAACCCUCAGAUCUGCUGCCCCCAGUAAGACUGCUCCUCCCCGUUCACUCAACAUGAAACAGAGCACUGAGAAACCACCAUUUGACACAAGUUUCCCACGAGCGGUAUCUGCAUCACGUCAGAGAAUAUUACCCCUGGCACAGACACCGAGCACACCAAGUCCUACCAAGGCCCCCUCCAUGAAGAUCCCCACCAGGACCCAGAACAAGGAGGCCACUCAGUUAUUUCUGGAGCGCAUGUCCCGGCCUCGCUGUCGAACACCGAAAAAAGAUGGUGCCUCAGACAGUGGUGUGGAGGAGGACAAGACUCCAAGAGCGACAUCCGCUACUUCUCAGAGGAAGAAAUAUGGAAUUGAUGCCAAGAACGAAAACUACAAGCCUGGUGGAGGGAAUGUAAAGAUAACAGAUCAGAAGGUGACAGUCAAACAUGUGGGUUCCAAGAUUGAUGCUCGCUCCAAAACCCCAACAGGAUCUCCUCGCAAAGACGCUACUGCCAAAGCCAAGCCUACAACACCUAAAGGAUCAGCACCAGACACAAAGCAUGUCCAGUCUAAAAUUGAUUCGCUGAAAAAUUCCACUCACAGUCCAGGAGGAGGAAAUGUGAAAAUUGCCCACCAGAAAGUUGACUACUCUACAGUGCAAGGCAAGAUAGGGUCGAAGGCCAACCUAGACCAUCGACCAAAAGGCGGAGACAAAAAGAUUUUGUCCAAGAAACUUGAGUGGAAAGCUGAAUCCAGGGUUGGCUCCCUUGACAAUGCCAAACAUGCACCAGGUGGCGGUAAAGUCAAAAUUUUAGAUGAGAAAGUCCAGUGGAAUACUGGUCCCAGAGUUGGCUCCCUUGACAAUGCGAAACAUGCACCAGGUGGCGGUAAUGUGAAAAUUUUAGAUGAGAAAGUCCAGUGGAAUACUGGUUCCAGAAUCGGCUCCCUUGAAAAUGCGAAACAUGCUCCAGGUGGCGGUAAUGUUAAAAUUGAGACUGCCAAGCUAGACUUUAAAGGAAAGGCUAUAUCCAAGGUGGGAUCUAAAGAUAACAUGGAUCAUAAAGCGGGCGGAGGGGACAAGAAGAUUGAAACAAAGAAGCUAGAUUUCAAGGAAAAGGCUUCAUCAAAAGUUGGUUCCAAAGACAAUGUUACCCAUAGGCCUGGGGGAGGAGAUAAAAAGAUUGAGAGCCACAAAUUGACAUUUAAAGAAUCCGCCAAACCAGCAACAGACAGUGGCACCGGGCAUGUGGCCUCCUCUCCUCCCUGUAGGUCUCCCUCCCUCAAAUCACCUCGCCCAGACAGUGGAAUCUCCCAGGACAGCCUUCCACAGCAAGUCACAUCACCCGACAACAUGGACAGCUCAGUUACAGCCUAGUAACAGACACACAGAGAACCUGCUAGGGGCAUCCUACUUAACUACAUGUAUAGGAGCUACUAACUACGGAAACAAGUUUAUUAUUUUAGAUUUCUUUGUAUAGAUAUUCCAUUACAAAAAAAAUCAAGAAAAUAUAAAUCAUGUAUAACCUGGUAUAAAAAAUUUAAUGUUAAAUUCAUUUAUUUUCAAAAAUUAUCAUUGUUAUAUGUAAUUGUUAUUUAUCAGAAAUCUUUUUGCAUAGGGCACAGUUCUGCUGAAUUGUUGAGUGAUCACAGAUAGUGAUCACAGAUAGUGAUCACAGAUAGUGAUAGUGAUCACAGAUAGUGAUCACAGAUAGUGAUCAAAGUAGAUUGUACAUAGUGUACAAGUUGAUUGUGUCGGGACAUUUUCGUUAAACAGAUUGAAGAUUGAAAUGGAGGUAUGCAAAAAAGAUCUCUAAUAAAUAAACAUAUUUCUGUACAAAAAUUGCAAUCAUCAGAGAAAAGGUUAAGAGCUUUACAUAUUUAUUCCACGAUAGGCUUCAUUUACACUUGAUUUUCAGUAACAUUGUGCUACCACCGGUUGUCAUUUAGAAUGGGAUUAUCCCCAACUGGCUGUUGCAUUAGGUAACAUACUAACCAAGAGACAAAUUAGUAUUAUUAGUUUAGGGGUUUUCUCGGUGAAUUUCAUAGGUUUGUUACUUUCAGAAAAUUAUGAUCAGUCUUUCAGCCUGUCCAUUGUUGUUUGUCAUGUUAAAAUCUUUCCCAGUCAUGAUUGUAGCAUGAUAGUUACUAUGACUGAAGGGUAAGGGAAGUAACUUGUAUUAUAUAAGGUACUACUGCCACGGUAGUGUUACCUCAUACAACAUACAAAGGAUCGAUGUAAAGGAGGGGAAUCAAGGGAAGACAACUCGGCAUUACAUAUUGCAGUAUAAUAGAAUAAUUCUACAAAUAUUUCGAGAGCAAUUUCUGCAACUUCCUGAGCAAAAUGCAAUGGAGUAGGAUGCUUAGGAACAUUCUGUAUUGACCUUUCUGUCAGUGUUUAAGAGUUGGUUGAAAUGGCUAUCAAAAAUAUAGGACAAUUACAGAGCAGACACCAGCUGCUUGAAGAUUACUGUUACAUCCAGAAUAUUUUAUAGAGAGGGUGGUACAAAGAGACAAUUUGUAUGAAAUAACUUGUAGGUAUGACAUGCAUGCCACAGUAUUUAAUGUGCUAUAUUAACAUUGGGGAACAGUUUAAUUACCUAAAAAAACAAAACUCCAUGGGCCUGGUAGGUUUGUACAGCUGUGUCAUGUCUGCCUAGACAUCCUAUACAUGUAACAGGUGACAUUCUCAACGAAAUAUACUAGUUUUUACUUUGAUUAGGUAACUUUAUAUUAACAGAACCAAGAAUUAAAUUCUUAUUCUAAGUUCUUUACUGGAUUUAUUGCUUUGUGAAAAGUGAGCUUGAUGUUUGUAUUUGAAAAUUGUAAGCAAAUUAAUUUGUUUUUUGAAAAAUCAAUGUGGAUAUCUUGAAAUGUGUGAACAAGGAUGUGCAUGCCUUUAUUUAGAUGUAUAAGCCAUGUUUGUUAAGUCCAAAAUGAUAACUAUACACAAAACUGAAAAUUUGUAAAUCAAAUGUGUCCAGUAAGGACUUUCAAAUAGAUUCUUACAAAAUUACUUUAGUUAAUUUAUUAAUAUUUUGAUUUUGUAAUUAAGCAAAUUCCACUCAAGUGCAUCAAGAUUUAAUAACAAUGCAACAUGAACAUUGUGUAUAUAGGGUUAUAGCAGUGUCCACUGUAUAUAGGGUUAUACCAGUGUCCACUGUAUAUAGGGUUAUAGCAGCGUCCACUGUAUAUAGGGUUAUAGCAGUGUCCACUGUAUAUAGUGUUAUAGCAGUGCCCACUGUAUAUAGGGUUAUAGAGGUCUGCUAUGGGUAUCUUACAGACUAUGAUAAAUCACUGAUUUAGAUUAGAAGUAAUUUAGUGUAUAGCCCAGGAUAUAGCAAUUCAGUCACCUUAGGGAAGUAUGAUAAAUCUAAUCUGUAAACUGGUUCAAGCAUAUGCUUACAGAUCUUGACUUAGUACAUACAUCAUAUGUCAUUGACAUGUUCAUUGGAAGUGAAAUGCCAUGUGAAUAUGUGAUAAUGUUGUUGUUGAUGUGACGGAGAUAUUGGCUGGAGAUGUCAUGUACAAGUUAACAUUAGAUAUGUUGCUUUGGCGUAAAACGAGGAAUAUAUACCAAGUGUAUGUAGCCAUGUUGGGAAGUAUGUUCUGAGACGAUUUCACAUUUACACCAAUCACCGCCUGGUAAUGGUAAUAGUUCUUCCAAUUAAUCAAAAAUACAUUUAAUUUAAAAAUCAUUUAAUUCCUUGCAUUUUGAAAAGCCUGUCAUCAUGCACAGUACAAAGCUGGUUAAAAUCUGAUCAACUCAGUAAGAAACAGAAUAUACAAAGAUUAAUGAUUAAUACUUUAGGUUAUAUAAAGAUUGAUGUUUAUAACAUGAAUUUAAAAAGGAUGAUUGAUUUCCAUAUAUAUGUUACCAAAAACUUUCACAAAUUAUUUUACUCUUUGCAACUUAUUUUGAUCUACCCGGUACACUUACCAUAGUAACACCCACUGCCAUUGGUAACUUAGCUAGUACUGCUGAAAUAGAUCUUUAUACAUCGUCUGUCCUAUCCUCAUCUUCCUAUCUAGGAGCUGUCCUUUCCUCAUCUUACUUUCAAGGAGGUGUCCUUCCCUCAUCUUACUAUCAAGGAGCUGUCCUUUCCUCAUCUUACUAUCAAGGAGCUAUCCUUCCCUCAUCUUACCAUCAAGGAGCUGUCCUAGCCUCAUUUUACUAUCAAGGAGCUGUCCUUCCCUCAUCUUACUAUCAAGGAGCUGUCCUUCCCUCAUCUUACUAUCAAGGAGCUGUCCUAGCCUCAUCUUACUAUCAAGGAGC
Messenger RNA from Mizuhopecten yessoensis (Yesso scallop), 9696 nucleotides. RefSeq names its product microtubule-associated protein 4-like. Gene Ontology annotation, molecular function: microtubule binding. Gene Ontology annotation, cellular component: neuron projection. Gene Ontology annotation, biological process: neuron projection development; microtubule cytoskeleton organization. Lineage: Eukaryota; Metazoa; Mollusca; Bivalvia; Pectinida; Pectinidae. The transcript is spliced from 14 exons. Bases 625 to 6798 code for a protein of 2057 amino acids. The record is from RefSeq and is a predicted model, not a curated record.